AUGUGGGAUCCCGUAGAUCGCACGUCGUCGUCCGUCCGGAUAAAAGCUUUGGGACGUCCCACUGACAUGUGGGACCCCGUGGAUCCCACGUCGUCGUCCGUCCGGAUAAAAGCUUUGGGACGUCCCACAGACAUGUGGGACCCCGUAGAUCCCGCGUCGUCGUCAUCCCGUCGGAUAAAAGCCCGGGGACGCGCUGAACUGCGCGAGUCCGUGGACCGCACGUCGUCUUGGGCGCUCACGUCGUUCAAUCUCUACUGCUACAUGAAGCGACCGAGGACUUUCGUUGGCAAUCGAUGGACUCGCCACUGA
Peronospora matthiolae is the source of this 309-nucleotide messenger RNA. The record is from the annotation of a GenBank genome assembly. Lineage: Eukaryota; Oomycota; Peronosporomycetes; Peronosporales; Peronosporaceae.